Haplochromis burtoni (Burton's mouthbrooder) is the source of this 1977-nucleotide messenger RNA. RefSeq lists its product as uncharacterized. The record is from RefSeq and is a predicted model, not a curated record. NCBI's taxonomy places the organism in Eukaryota, Metazoa, Chordata, Actinopteri, Cichliformes, Cichlidae.
AAAAAAGAGGAUUUCAAACCAGCCUUCAAGAAGUGCAACACUAGGCAACAAACAGCAGAUUUAUCCUGAUUUCAUUGGUAAAAAUGUUCCAGCUAAAUCGGAAGAGCAGGAUACUCAUUACUAUGUCGGGCUGCGUUGCAGUUUGAAAAACAAAAUUGACCCCUACUCAAUCAUUGAGUUAUCGCCUACUAAAAUGACAACGACUUCCGGUCACUUUCCAAGAAGUAAAACAUCAGACAAUAAAGAGCAGGUGAACCCUGGUCCCAUAUAUGAAAACAUCUCAGCCCGUUAUAGCAGAUUGCACCUACCUAUGACCCACACAACUGAUCUCUGCUCCAAUAUUGAUGCACUUCCUGCUUACUAAAGUAACUUUGUUACCAUAGUGAUUUAAAGGGCCUUUUUCUCUGAUAGGUUUAGUGGCUGAACUAACUUCAGUAUCACAGCAGGGACACCACAUUUGGUGGAUCUGCCAGUGGUUUUCAUACUCUGCAACACAAAUUACAGAAUAAAUUAAUCUUGAACUUUUUAGUUAUAAAAUACAUGUUAUUGAAACAUAUGUCACAACUGAAAGAUGGCAGAAAACAACUACUUGUGUUUGAGUGACGUUUUCUUAACAUAGAACAUAAUAAAUGGUACUGUUCAAAUUAAGCUGUGUGGGUUCAUAUGUAUUCUAUUUCAAACAAGUACUGGUAUGUGGUUUGUCUCUAAACCUGAGCUCACUACAGAUAAACAUCAUGGAAAACUUCUAGAGAGUACAUUGAGCAGAUUUACAAAAUUAGGAAAUUGCUGCGGUACUUUGUGUGAGACAUACAUUAAGACAAACACUUAAAUAAAAAUAAAAAGUGCUAAGCAGAUUGAUAUAUAGAUGAACACAGGUGAUGAUCAGUGCAAAGUUGCAACAGGUGUAGAGAACACAAUACAGGGGUCAUGUGUUUGAAUUAGAGCAAGUGGUGGGAACAGUCUUAUGGUUAUUGUUCAUGAGGCCAACAGCAGAGGGGAAGAAACUGUUCUUAUGGCGAGAGGUUUUGGUCCAAAUGGACCGAAGCUUGCAGCCUGAGGGAAGCAGGUCAAACAGACCUUGUCUGGUCAGUUGUGCGCCCCAGUGUCCUGGAGGUGUACAGGUCCUGCAGAGAUGGGAGUCUGCAGCAAAUCACCUUGUCAGCAGAGUGCACAACAUGCUGCAGUCUCUGUUUUUCCCUGGUGGUGGCUCCAGCAUACCACACCACAAUGGAGGAGGUGAGGAUGGACUCGAUGAUUGCAGUGUAGAAUUGCGUCAUCGUCCAUGUUGGCAGGUUGAAUUUCUUCAGCUGACUCAGGAAGUACACCAGGUUGUUACGCCUGCACCAUGACACCAGGCAUUCAGCCUCCAUCCUGUAAGCAGACUCACCCCGUCCGAGAUGAGUCCGAUAACGGUCAUCUGCAAACUUAAUUAUCUUGACAGAGUGGUGGUUGGAGGUACAGCAGUUGGUGUAUAGGGAGAAGAGCAGAGGAAAAAGAACACCACCCUGAGGGGAGCCAGUGCUGAUUGUCUGUGAGUCAGAGACAUUCUUCCCUAGUCUCAUAUGUUGCUUCAUGACCUGCUUGUCCAGGUCAAUAAAAAAAAAUGUGGAUGGUGCUCUUCUUUGUCCCAACAGCAAGCAGAUAGAAUUGCAUAGUGGAGUUGAUGGCAUCAACAUGUUUGUGAAUGCUUGUUCUGCCUCAUUUUAAAAAUGAAGAAAAAAGGAAAAUAUGUUGAAUUACCGAAUCAGAAUUUCCGUUGUUGCAAAGUUCAAAUCAAAACCUCAUUUAUAACAGCUAAUAUAAUAGUCAGUUUCAGACGUACUAUUAAAGCAAGAAUAGUGCAUAAUUACAAAGUAAUAUAUUGUUAAUCAACUCUAUAAUACACCUCAUACUGUGUAAUGGACUGUAUUAUGAGCUUGGUAUUAUGUCUUAAAAUUAUGUAAUUGUAUUCAUAAGUUGUUAUUUAUGGGGUUUUUU